Candidozyma auris is the source of this 426-nucleotide messenger RNA. RefSeq names its product chromatin-binding transcription coactivator SUB1. Gene Ontology annotation, cellular component: nucleus; transcription regulator complex. Gene Ontology annotation, biological process: positive regulation of transcription initiation by RNA polymerase II. Gene Ontology annotation, molecular function: DNA binding; transcription coactivator activity. The transcript has a single exon. Bases 1 to 426 code for a protein of 141 amino acids. The record is from RefSeq and is a predicted model, not a curated record. NCBI's taxonomy places the organism in Eukaryota, Fungi, Ascomycota, Pichiomycetes, Serinales, Metschnikowiaceae.
AUGGUUUAUAAAAAAAGAAAGCUUGAACUGGAAGAUGAGCCUAACAAUGCCUUGGUCAUCGAAUUAGACAAAAAAAAGCAAGUCAGUGUUCGCAAGUAUAAUGGGGUGUCCUUAGUUGAUAUAAGAGAGUUCUAUUUUGACAAGGAAACAGGGGAGAAGAAGCCUGGAAAGAAAGGUAUUUCAUUGACAGAGGACUCUUACUGGAAGCUAGUUGAGGCUCAAUCCGCAAUUCAGAGUGCUUUGGUGCAAUUAAAGGAAGGAGGGCUGAAGGUUCAAAAGACCGAGCUCACAACAAAACUCUCCAUAGAAAAGAAUGACGACUCGGAAGCUGACGGCAAAAGCACAUCUGCAUUAUCUGCGAAACCAAACAAGAAGUAUAAGUCAGCUGAACUUGUCGAUGAAGACGAUGUUUCAGAGGCAGAGUAG